Molecule: messenger RNA, 4063 nt
Organism: Rana temporaria (common frog)
Lineage: Eukaryota; Metazoa; Chordata; Amphibia; Anura; Ranidae
Gene: DLGAP1
Product: DLG associated protein 1
Exons: 11
Coding region: 68-3205 (1045 amino acids)
Biological process (GO): signaling
Cellular component (GO): glutamatergic synapse; postsynaptic specialization
Molecular function (GO): molecular adaptor activity
Source: RefSeq, a predicted model, not a curated record
UUGCUUAAGACGUUCACACUGACCACAUCAAAUAGUCAAUGACUUUGAUAUAUCCUUCAUCUCAAUUAUGAAAGGCAUAUCAAGCAGCCGCAGCCAUCAUCAUGGGGUUGUUUGUGAUUCAGUAUGUGACACCUUGCCUCAUCACACAGACAGAAAGCCAUAUUUGAUGAAUCCAGUAGAUCCUCAUCCUGCAGAUCAUCCCUACUAUGCUCAAAGGAACUCCUAUCCAGUAGAAUGCAUGAUGUCCUAUGGGGAUCAGAUUUCUAGUAGUACUUUUCCAAGGAGACAUUACAGUUCUCACCAUGAGCUUAAGGAUGAAUGUGCACUAGUCCCUCAUGGAACAGUUGGAAAAGGUAACCGCCUUCCUACCAAUCUCUUGGACCAAUUUGAAAGACAAAUACCUAUCAAUCGAGAUGGCUAUCACACGUUGCAAUACAAAAGGAGUGCCGUGGAGCAUCGUGGUGACAGUCCUGGUAGAAUACGUCACUUAGUUCACUCUGUUCAGAAACUCUUUACAAAAUCGCAUUCUCUUGAAGGACCAAUGAAGGGAAAUAGCAAUGGAAGCAAAGCCAGCCCAGAUGAAAUGCAAACCGUGAGAUAUGGCAAGAGGAGUAAAAGCAAAGAAAGAAGAGCUGAAAUGAAACCAAGAACAAACAUUUCAGGGUGGUGGGGAUCACAGGAUAAUCUAGACAAUGAUGUUUGCAUGUACCAUGCACCCUCUACAGUCAUGACUAUGGGUAGAUGCCCGGAGCGUUCUGCAUCUCAGUAUUUCAUGGAGGCUUACAAUUCACUUAGUGAGCAUGCAUUAAAGUCAUCAAGAAGCAAUAAUGAUGUGAAAUGUAACUCUUGUACAACAAAUUUACCCGUGAGUUUACCUGUAAGUUUGGACAGCCAGAUGUUGAAGAAAAGUUCUUGGGCAUCAGCGCUCACAGUAAGCAGGGCGCGGGAGGUGUAUCAGAAACCUGCAAUAAACAUGGAACAGGCAAUGGUAAAGUCUGAGUCUUGUCAACCAGAGAGGUCAUUUCAGUAUCUACAGGUUCCCCAGGAUGAAUGGAGUGGAUAUACCCCCAAGAGUAAUGAGGAGAUUCCAUGUCGACGAAUGCGCAGUGGCAGCUACAUUAAAGCCAUGGGAGAUGAUGACAGCGGAGACUCCGACACAAACAGCCCAAAGCCAUCUCCAAAGAUUGCAGCACGGAGAGAGAGCUAUCUUAAGGCUACCCAGCCAUCGCUUACAGAACUCACCACUCUCAAAAUUUCAAAUGAACAUUCUCCAAAGCUCCAGAUCCGUAGCCACAGUUACUUGAGAGCAGUGAGUGAAGUUUCUAUCAAUAGGAGCAUGGACACCCUAGACCCAUCAAGCCUUCUAGCAUCUCCUAAAUUUCGCUCUAGAAAUGAGAGUUAUAUGAGAGCCAUGAGCACAAUCAGUCAGGUUAGCGAAAUGGAAGUCAAUGGUCAGUUUGAAUCUGUCUGCGAAUCUGUUUUUAGUGAACUUGAAUCUCAGGCAGUAGAGGCUCUGGAUCUUCCCAUGCCUGGUUGCUUUCGAAUGAGAAGCCACAGCUAUGUUAGAGCAAUCGAGAAAGGAUGUUCUCAAGACGAUGACAGCAUAAUACUAAGACCAUCAUCACCUCCACGCACAACAACUACCGUACGGACAAUCCAGAGCAGCACUGUAUCUUCAUGCAUCACCACAUAUAAAAAGACACCUCCUCCGGUACCACCCAGGACAACAACAAAACCUUUCAUCUCCAUUACAGCUCAAAGUAGUACAGAAUCUGCCCAAGAUGCCUAUAUGGAUGGACAUGGACAAAGGGGGGAUAUGGUUAGUCAGUCAGGGCUCAGUAAUUCCACUGAGAGCCUGGACAGUAUGAAAGCACUUACUGCUGCUAUUGAAGCUGCCAAUGCUCAGAUCCAUGGCCCAGCCAGCCAACACAUGGACAACACCAUGACAGUAAACUCUACAUCAACUGUUGCCACCAUCACUGCAGACGACAGGAAAAAGAAUCAGUUCAGGAAAAACCUAUCCAUUGGCAUACAGGUUGAUGGGCCAGAAGAAGUCGCUAACGCAGAGCAGAGAGAAGCAGCUUACCGAUAUCAGUCGGUAGGAAUUCAAGUAGAAGAAGAAAGAGCCUCCCGCAGGCUCCUACUGGAACGCGACUGCUCCCUCACACCCUACGGCACUCCAGCCAGUGGUCACAGCCUCAUGAAGUCAAUGCAGGACGAUGAGUACUGCAUUGUAAGUGAGGACACCAAGGCCAUGGCCGCAAACCGAGCAUGGGAAAGAAAAGGAGAGCAUCGGCUACCAGGGAAGCAAGAGGUAAGGUUGCGAAGACUGACCCGAUCAAAUAGUGUUACUGCUGCUGUGCAAGCAGAUCUGGACCUCAGGGAGCAUUUUGAAUGUCCAGUGGAACUGGCUGAACAGGAAUUUCAAUUUAGUCGGCCACUGACCAAGCAGUAUUCUCGAGAUGCUUGUACCUCCACAGUCAGCAUCCAGGGCUCAGGCAAUCAUUAUCACGCCUGUGCAGUGGAGGAGGACUUUGAUGCUGAUUUUGAUCCUUCCAUACUACCUCCUCCAGACCCUUGGAUUGAUUCCAUUACUGAAGAUCCAUUGGAAGCAGUUCAUAGGUCAGUUUGUCACAGAGAUGGACAUUGGUUUCUAAAGCUUCUGCAGGCAGAAAAAGACAGGAUGGAGGGAUGGUGCCAACAAAUGGAAAGUGAAGAACAGGAAAAUGAUCUGCCUGUUCCUAUCUUAGAGAAGAUUCACAGUGCGGUCGGAUGUGCCCAGCUCUUGAUGUCACAGAAAUUCUACCAGUUUAGAGAGCUGUGUGAGGAAAACCUGAAUCCCAAUGCUCACCCCAGGCCAACAUCUCAGGAUUUAGCAGGGUUUUGGGACAUGUUACAACUGUCUAUAGAAAAUAUUAGUAUGAAAUUUGAUGAACUUCAUCAGCUUAAAGCCAACAAUUGGAAACAGAUGGAUCCCAUUGAUAAAAAGGAGAGAAGGGCCCCUCCUCCCGUGCCAAAGAAGCCAUCGAAAGGUCAGGCCCCACUGGUCCGGGACAGAUCUCUGGAAAGCACAGAGAGACAGCGGCAUGAGGCCCGGAAGCGGCUGAUGUCUGCAAAGCGUGCUGCGUCUGUCCGGCAGAAUUCAGCUACCGAAAGUGCGGACAGUAUUGAAAUCUACAUCCCAGAGGCUCAAACCAGGCUAUGAAGCCAUCACAAGUGACACUGGGGGAAUAUUAUAUAUACCUAUAUAUAUAUUUAUGACACAGAGUAACGUAUAUAAUAUAUCCUCUAGUUUGGUUUGGAACCACAAUCAUGUGUAUAUGAUUUUUUUUUGUAUACUUCUGUUUAUAUUGCUUUUUCUCUUCUUUCUGUCAUUCCCACCCUUCUAUCAUACAUUCUUCUAAAUUGUUGUGUAAGCAAACAGUUUUCUGAAGCUAUGAUCCUGUCCUCCCCACAUACCCACCUUUAUAACAAUCUGUGGGCACUAAUCAGUGCUGUGUACUCUGCACAAGGACCUCCUUUUAUUUUAUAUGUGGAUAAAAUAAAAGAAGAACAAUCCUCUGUAUAGAACUCCUCGCAGUGCCCCAUUUCACACUCUUUUUGUCUAGAGCUACAGUAGUCUGUAAUCUAGUGUACAGCAAUAGAAAAUUGUAGGGUAUACAGUACUGUGGACUCUGAUGUCUUCCUAUUCUUAAUGUGAAAAAGCAUGGGCUCGAAUUCCCACUUCUUUUCUAUGUAGAGCAGAUGGAGCACUUUAUUGUAGGCCACAGACGCACCUAUCCCCAAAGGCAACAGGUGACAGAGGAGAAUAGCUGAGCUAGUAAAAGAUGUUGGCAGAGAGGGCAGGUAACUGAUCUGUGCACACAAAGGUUUUCACACCUGCCUUUAUGAUGGCUAGCCACAUAAAUACAUAACAUGCAUAUGUUAUUACUGUGAUCUUGAAUUUACGGGAAAAAAUGUUAUUAUGCAAAAAAAAAAAGUUGAUUUCAUGUUAUACAUUUGGCAAAAGAUUAACCUAAUGAAAAUGCAAUAAAAAAUUACUGAAUUUAGGUAUUUAUUGAAA